AUGACUAUCUUGGCAUUGUUACCUCAAUCGAGAUAUACCGAACAUUUGAAGAAGAUUGGAUUGGGAGGGACGAGUAUUAAUGAUGUUACCGAUGGUUUAUGGGAUUGGGCAAAUGGGAGUCAUGAUGAAGGAGAGGAGAGUGGUGUUCGAUUGGUGGUUUUUGGGGAUAAUUGGGUGGAUGAUACCCUUGAGGUGAAUGAGGAUGGGAAGGGAAGAAGUUGGACAGAAGUUCUUUGUGAAGAGCUUUCAUGUUCUGCACAUAUUAAUUUAGCAACUUCACAACCUUCAUCUUCAUAUCCUUCAUCACCACCCACAGGAGCAUUGGCAUCGAAUAAAAUCUACCUUUCUUCUAUCGAAAACACCAUUGGUCAAAAUAAUUCAGAAACAAAAUUAACCACCGAAUCCAUGCUCCCAGAUUUCGAAGCUCAAGUUAAAUCCUUCAUCGCCCUUCCUCUUCCCAAAAAGAAACUAAGAGAAACAAUCUUCGUCCUCUCAUUCGGAAUCUGGGAUGUAUGGCAUUAUGCAUCUCUUGAUUACUCCAAAGCUAAAGAAGCGCAAAAUAAAGUGGUCGAAGAAAUGUUCGCCCAACUCGAUAACUUAUACGCGCAUCAUCGAGAAACGCUAGAAGCUACUCAUAUUAUCGAAAAACCACACAAUAAAUCUCACGUGGUACCGAAACCACAAUUCAAAGUCAUCAUUCCAAAGGUAUUUGAUCCGACAAUGUUACCCGGUUGGUUAAGUCAAAGACCUGUACCGUUAAGACCUAGUUCUGUGGCGGAACAUCAGAAAAAUGCCAUUUCGCUUUUGAGGGAUUGGGAUAAUAAGAUGGAGAAUAGUAUUAAACCUUGGUUUGCUAGUACACCUGAAGUUACUACUUCGAAUGAAUGGAUGGAACCGGUUCCACAGGGGGAAGUAUCUGGAGAGGUAGUUCCAGAAGUUUUCGAUAAGGAUGAGCAUGGGGGAGUAGAGGGUCAUGGACAAGGUGAUUCAAGUGGGCAUCAUGGACAAGGUGAACAAAAUGGGUCUCAAUCUCAAACUAAGAGAGAAAAAUCUGGAGAAGAAACAGAAAAUCAAACAGAAAUUCCUCAAAAAGAUAUCUAUUACUAUGAUCUUCAUCAAUUCCUCCUCGAAAUCAUACUAGAACAUCAACUCGAAGAUGAAGGAUUAUCCGAUGCAUCCGGACUCGGCACAAAAGAAAGCCCCUACAUCUCCGUCUACGAUCCUUGCGUACAAGAAAGCGAAGGAGAAGAAAACAGCGAAAAGAGGAGGAGAAAAAGCAAAAAGACGGAAAAGAAAGGAGCGGGAAAAAACUUACAGGACAAUAAAAGAAGAAAUUUACCGGAUAUUAAUGGUCUUUUGGUCUGUGAGGCCCCGGAUGAAUAUCUCUUCUGGGAUGAUUUUUGUAUGGGUGGUAUGGCGAAAGAGAGGGUGGGGAGGGAGAUUUCCGGGAUGAUUAAAGAGGGGAGUUCGUUGAGGAAGGCUUGGGGGUAUGGGGUUGUGGUGGGGGUUUAG
Messenger RNA from Sclerotinia sclerotiorum 1980 UF-70, 1512 nucleotides. RefSeq lists its product as hypothetical. Bases 1 to 1512 code for a protein of 503 amino acids. The transcript has 2 exons. NCBI's taxonomy places the organism in Eukaryota, Fungi, Ascomycota, Leotiomycetes, Helotiales, Sclerotiniaceae. The record is from RefSeq and is a predicted model, not a curated record.